Molecule: messenger RNA, 1311 nt
Organism: Mercenaria mercenaria
Lineage: Eukaryota; Metazoa; Mollusca; Bivalvia; Venerida; Veneridae
Product: putative tRNA (cytidine(32)/guanosine(34)-2'-O)-methyltransferase
Exons: 12
Coding region: 107-1222 (371 amino acids)
Biological process (GO): tRNA methylation; cytoplasmic translation
Cellular component (GO): cytoplasm
Molecular function (GO): tRNA methyltransferase activity
Source: RefSeq, a predicted model, not a curated record
GAUAAAGUUGAAAUUAGCGCGAAUGAAAUGUCCUGUGUAAAUCUCGAAAACUAAAACUAUUAGUUUUCAUGCCCUUUUUCAGAUAGUGUACACAAGGUAAAUAGAUAUGGGCAAAUCUUCAAAGGACAAGCGUGAUGUUUAUUACCGUCUCGCAAAGGAAGAAGGCUGGCGAGCAAGGAGUGCUUUUAAACUACUGCAGAUAAAUGAAGACUAUGAUAUCUUUACUGGUGUGAAGAAAGUGGUAGAUCUGUGUGCAGCUCCAGGUAGCUGGAGCCAAGUCCUGGCUAGGAAGCUACGGGGAGGAGACAAGACUGAUGACAGUGUGAAGAUAGUUGCUGUAGAUUUACAAGCCAUGGCACCUAUACCAGGAGUUAUACAGAUACAGGGAGAUAUCACCAAGACAAGUACUGCCCAUGAGAUAAUUGGACAUUUUGAAGGAGAACAUGCAGACCUUGUGGUAUGUGAUGGUGCCCCAGAUGUGACAGGUCUACAUGACAUUGACGAGUAUAUCCAGGCUCAGCUCCUUCUUGCUGCUCUAAAUAUCACAACACAUGUAUUAAGAAAGGAGAAAUUUUUUGCUAAAAUAUUUCGAGGAAAGGAUGUAUCACUACUCUACUCACAGCUGAAGAUAUUUUUCCCACUUGUGUCUGUGUUUAAGCCAAGAAGCAGUAGAAAUUCUAGUAUAGAAGCAUUUGUGGUGUGUCAGGGUUAUUGUCCUCCUGAGGGAUAUGUACCAAACAUGGCAAACCCUUUACUGGAUCACCAUUAUGAUUUAGAUUACAACAACCUGACUGGACCAAACAGAGUUAUUGUCCCUUUCUUGGCAUGUGGAGACCUCAGUGGUUUUGAUUCAGAUAAAAAUUACCCGCUAAAGCUGCCAGGUAGAGAAUACGAGUACCAUAAACCUGCACAGUCACCAAUCAAUCCUCCUUACCAAGAGGCGUGCCACCUGAGGAGGACUGAUCAACUGGCUAAACCAAUCAGAUUACAGGAAAGUGAUACUAAAAAUAGAACAACUAAUGACAUGUCCAGUGAGGAUGGUGUUAAUAUUGAUUCUAAAAAAGGAAAUACUCCUGAAUGUGAACAGAAUAGAACUGACAAGAGAGAAAUGGCAGAUACACUGGAAGGUGCUAGUGGAGAUGUUGUUAACGUAGGAGAUGUUGGUCAUGUAGAUAAAACAUUGGACGACACUUGUAAGAAAGUGACAGAACUUGAUAUUUAGAAAAGCUUGUAAUGAGUUUAUUCUGGAUACUGUCAGUCAAAGUUCUUACACAAUAAAAUGCUGAAAAAAGGAGAAUGCAUGUUUCUUUG